Molecule: messenger RNA, 7522 nt
Organism: Diceros bicornis minor
Lineage: Eukaryota; Metazoa; Chordata; Mammalia; Perissodactyla; Rhinocerotidae
Gene: DPH6
Product: diphthamine biosynthesis 6
Exons: 9
Coding region: 30-833 (267 amino acids)
Biological process (GO): protein histidyl modification to diphthamide
Molecular function (GO): diphthine-ammonia ligase activity
Source: RefSeq, a predicted model, not a curated record
CCGCCGCACGCACGCGCACUGCGCCCAGCAUGAGGGUCGCGGCUCUGAUCAGUGGUGGGAAGGACAGCUGUUAUAAUAUGAUGCGGUGCAUUGCUGCUGGGCAUCAGAUCGUCGCUUUAGCAAAUCUGAGACCAGCUGAAAACCAAGUGGGGUCAGAUGAACUGGAUAGCUACAUGUACCAGACAGUGGGGCAUCAUGCCAUUGAUUUGUAUGCAGAAGCGAUGUCUCUUCCCCUCUAUCGCCGCACCAUAAGAGGAAGGAGCGUGGAUACGGAACGAGUGUACACCAAAUGUGAAGGUGAUGAGGUUGAAGAUCUCUAUGAGCUUUUGAAACUUGUUAAGGAAAAAGAAGAAGUUGAAGGGAUAUCAGUAGGUGCCAUACUUUCUGACUAUCAGCGUAUUCGAGUAGAAAAUGUGUGUAAAAGGCUUAAUCUCCAGCCUUUAGCUUACCUCUGGCAGAGAAACCAGGAAGAUUUGCUCCGAGAGAUGAUAUCAUCAAACAUUCAAGCAAUCAUCAUCAAAGUAGCAGCUUUGGGUUUAGAUCCAGAUAAGCAUCUUGGAAAAACCCUGGAUCAAAUGGAGCCUUAUCUUUUAGAGCUUUCUAAGAAGUAUGGAGUCCAUGUUUGUGGAGAAGGUGGAGAGUAUGAAACGUUCACUUUGGAUUGCCCUCUAUUUAAGAAGAAAAUAAUUGUGGAUUCAUCAGAAGUCGUCAUACAUUCAGCUGAUGCAUUUGCACCUGUGGCUUAUCUGCGCUUUUUAGAAUUGCACUUGGAGGACAAGGUCUCCCCAGUGCCUGACAACUACAGAACAUCUCAUUGUAUACAUAAUUCUUGAAAAGCAUUUUUGAACAUUGUUUACUAAGCUGCCAUUUCUAUAUGAAAAAAUUACGUAACAUUUUCUCACUUAUUAUGUCUAGCUUUUUCUCAUUACUUUUUUUUGAUUCUUAGAAAUGUAUAUUUUUAUCAGAAGUUAAUAGAACCAUUGAUUAAUUGGGGAGAUGUGAAUGCCUUGUUCAUUAAUACUGUCAGCUUCCUCAAGAUUCAUUCUUUCUCUGACUUUUAACACAUCCUCUUUGUGACGUGUGUGUGAUGUGUGCCCUUUUUUUCCCCUUUACUUCAUCUCCAACCCUCAUUUCUGUAGCAUUUCUUGGCUUCUAUCACACCUUCUCUCUUUCAUGCUCUCAUCUUUGCCAAUAAUAUCAUGAUACAGAGGCAUUUGAAAAUGAGGAUGAAAAGGCAAUCACUUUAUUUAGCCAAUCAAGUUUAUUCUACUGAGUGUUACCAAAGUGAUUUAUCAUUUUUGUUUUGAAUAUAUUCAGUGUAUUAAUGUCAUUGGACAAGCAGCAAGACUAUCAUGAAUUCUUAUUGGUUGUUUUAGAACAUUAAAAAAAUGCAAUUUUGUGGUAUCACCUGUAAUGAACUUAGACAACUUUAUUUUGAAAUAGAAAUUUUUUAGAGCACUUUUGGGUCCAUAGCAAAAUUGAGCAGAAAGUACAGAGAGUUCCCAUAUACCCCCUGCCCCCACACAUGCACAGCCUCCCCGAUUAUCAACAUCAGGCACCAGAGUGAUACAUUUGUUACAAUCAAUGAACCUACACUGACACAUCGUUAUCACCCAAAGUCCAUAGUUUACAUUACAGUUCAGUUUUGAUGUUGUACAUUCUAUCAGUUUUGGCAAAUGUAAUGGCAUAUAACAGUAUCAUACAGAAUAGCUUCAUUACUCUAAAAAUCUUCUGUGCUCUGCCUAUUCAUCCUUCCUUUCCCUCUCAGCCCUGGCAACUACUGAUCUUUUUACUGUCUAUAGUUUUGCCUUUUCCAGAAUGUUAUAUAGUUGGAAUCACAUAGUAUGUAGCCUUUUCAGAUUGGUUUGUUUUUUCACCUAGUAAUAUGCAUUUAAGCCUCCUCCAUGUCGUUUCAUGAGUUUUUAAGUGCUGAAUAAUAUUCCGUUAUCUGGAUGUACCACAGUAUACUUAUCCAUUCACCUACCAAAGGACAUCUUGGUUGCUUCCAAGUUUUGGCAGUUAUGAAUAAAGCUGCUGUAAAAAUCUGUGUGCAGGUUUUUGUAUGGACAUAAGUUUUCUACUCCUUUGAGUGAAUACCGAGGAGUGUGAUUGCUGGAUCAUGGUAAAAGUAUGUUUAGUUUUAUAAGAAACCACUAAACUGUCUUCUAAAGUGGUUGUACCAUUUUGCAUUCCCACCAGCAAUAAUGAGAAUUCCUGUUGCUCUGCCUCCUCGCCAGCAUUUAGUGUUGUCAGUAGCAUUUUGGACUUUUGCCAUUCUAGUAGGUGUGUAUGGUAUCUCAUUGUUGUUUUAAUUUGCAUUUCCCUAAUGACAUAUGAUUUAGAGCAUCUUUUCAUAUGCUUAUUUGCCAUCUCCAUAUCUUGUUUGUUGAAGUGUCUGUUCAGAUCUUUUGCUCAUUUUUUAAUUGAGUUUUUUGUUUUCUUAUUAUUGAGUUUUAAGAGGUCUUUGUAUAUUUUAGAUAAUAGUUCUUUAUCAGCUAUGUCUUUUGCAAAUAUUUUCUCCAGGCUAUGGCUUGUCUUCUCAUUCCCUUGGCAGUAUCUUUCACAGAGCAUAAGUUUUAAUUUUAAUGAAGUCCAGCUUAUCAAUUAUUUAUUUCAUGAAUUAUGCCUUUGGUGUUGUAUCUAAAAAGUCAUCACCAAACCGAAGGUCAUCUAGAUUUUCUCCUAUAUUAUCUUCUAGGAGUCUUAUAGCUUUGCAUUUUACAUUUGGGUCUAUGAUCCAUUUUGAGUUAAGUUUUGUAAAGGGGUAUAAGGACUGUGAUUGGAUUUCACUUUUUUGUAUGCGGAUAUCUAACUCUUCUAGCACCAUUUGUUGAAAAGACUAUCUUUUCUCCAUUAUUUGCCUUGCUCCUUUGUCAGGGAUCAGUUGACUAUAUUUAUGUGGAUCUAUUUCUAGGCUCUCUAUUCUGUUCCACUGAUCUAUUUGUCUAUUCUUUUGCCAAUACUAUAGUAUCUUAAUUACUGUAGCUUUAUAGUAUGUCUUUAAGUCAGUAAUGUCAGUCUCCAAACUUUUUUCUUCUCCUUCAAUAUUUUGUUGACUAUUCUGUCUUUUACCUUUCCAUGUAAACAUUAGAUCAGUUUGUUUAUAUCCACAAAGUAACUUGCUGAGGUUUUGAUUGGGAUUGUGUUGAAGCUAUAGAUCAAGUUGGAAAGAACUGACAUCUUGACAAUAUUAAGUCUUCCUACUCAAGAUCAUGGAAUAUCUCUCCAUUUAUUUAGUUCUUCUUUGAUUUCUUUCAUUAUAGUUUUGCUUAGACAUCUUUUUUGUUGUAAUUGUUAUAACUUAAUAUGUUAAAUGUCACCUCCUUUUUUUGCAAAUGACAUGCUUUGAGGUGGCAUUCUUAGUGUGGAUCCAGAGGGAAAUAGUGAGACUUCCUUUCCCAGAAACGCCAUUGCAUCUCAAUGGCUUGGGCAAAGCUUUGGCCAAGUCGCCAGCUUUAUCCUUGAGCCCACUCAGGUAGUAAAGAAGGAGAUUCUCUAGAAGGAAAACAAAGUAUGAUUACCAAAAGAAAGAUGAAUUAAUGCUAGAGGGCAAAAAUGACAGGUUUUAUCAAAAUCAUAUUGUCAUUUCAAACUCAUAUUAACAUUCCACCCCAAAUAAUAGUGAGACCUAGAAUGUAGUACCUUGAAUAUCACUCUGAAAAUCUCUAUCUGUUCCCUAAAUUCCUUUAGUUUCCAUUCACUCUGUAACACAUUUGCAAUCUAGCUUGACUUGAAUUACUUUGAUGAACUGCUGUUGGUCUUUUCUCUGUCUUUAUAAUCCUUAAUUAAUCCUUUUCCUUGAUAAUAUUGGCCACCAUCUCCUUGAAAACUUCCCCUAUAAUGUUUAUAUGUCACUGUGCUAGUCAGACUUUUCUUCUACUUGCCCAAGAUUUUUUCUGUCUCCUUCAGUAGCCUCUCUGCUUCUUACCUUCAACGUGGAUGUAUGCCUUAAGUUCUUUUCAUGGUCCAUUUUUUUUCUUUUUCAAUAUUUUCUCUUUCUGGGAUUUUGUCUUUUCCCACAAGCUUACUUUUCACCUCUAUGCAGAUGAUUCUCAAGUCACUCUCUUUCUGGUCUUUCUACCAGUAUCUACUCUUUCUCUUUAACUCUAGAUCCUUAUUUCUGACCGGCUGCUGGACAUAACUGCCAAUAUGGAUCAAGCUCAUUAUGUACAAAUCUUGAACUCAUUUACCACUCCAAGUAUAUGUUUUCCCUGUUUUUGUUAUUUAACACAACUGUUUUCCCCCUAGUAACUCAGGCACAGAAUAUGGGCAUCAUCUCUUACAGCUGUCUCUCCUUUACCAUGACAUUCAGUUGGUUAUCUAAUCCUUUAUAUGCUAGUUCUAAUAUAUCUCGUACACCAUUCCAUUUCCAUGCCCAUCUCUCUAGUUAAAGUUGUAUCUUGCCCAAACUCUUGGACAAGGUACAACUUUUUAAAGUAGACUCCUUGCUUUCAUUUUCCCUGUAUUCUAUUCCGCUACCAUAUUGAUUUUCCUUUCUAGUUUUUGUUUCUCUGCACGAAAAUCCAAAAUACUGCUACAUUGUUUUCUAAAUAAACAAGAUGUUUAGCCAUGACCAGAAAGCCAUCUGACAUAUUACCAUAACAUCCUUUUUCAGUCUUGCUGAAGGAUGAAAAGACUUUUUCAGUUUUCAGACUCCCCUAUGUGUAUCCUUUGCUGCAAUAAUACAGAACCGUUGAUACUUUCUCACUAUGCCUUCUGCUUCUCUCCUCCCUUGCCUUUGCUUACUCUAUCUCAUCUGCCUUCCUUUCUUCUCUUUCUUUAACUGUUUACAUCCUGCCCGUGAUGCAAGAUUGAACUCAAAUACUCUUAUACAUUUAGCCACACCAGAUGAACUGCCCUAACACUUUGUUUCUUCCUUUCUUGUGACAAAUAACUUUAUCAGCUUUAUGUUAUAGUUGUUUAAGGACUUAUCUUAUUAUUUCUACUAGAUUGUAAAUUUCUUGAGGACUGUUCUUUUUUCAUCUUCAUAUCUAUCCUCUGUAACAGCUGUUAGUUCUGCAAUAAGAUUUUUGAAUUUAAUUGACUGUUAUUUUCAUACUUCACUUUUUCUUCUUACAAAAUUUUAUAGACAUGUGCUUCCAUUUCAUGUUGCAUGCCAUUUAAUGAAAGUCACUUUCUUGUUUAUUUUCUUUUAUCUUGUUGUUAGAGCAAAAUGCUCCAAGCAAACUGCAAUGUAAAAUAUAACCUUUUAGAGAGGUGGUUAAUAUAAAAUUUAAGUUAUCACUAAGUUAGAUUUUUACUUUAUGUAUGAUUACCCUUAAACUUUUCUAUUGAAUAAUUAAUCUAUUUAAAUUUUACCUUUAAGUUAAAAUCUUAAAAUUAUUUGUGUGAAUAUAACACUUAUAUCAACUAAACAUGGGAUCCCAAACAAAGUAACUGAAUAAUGGAAAGCUCCAGGUUAAAAAUGGGGAAAUAUAUUAAAAUUUCUUUUGGGGCCCUGACUUUAUUGCUUAUGGCAAACUUGAUGCUAAAAUGUACCAUACAUCACUAUAGUGACAGGCUUGAGAAAAUGAAAAAUACAAAGCUUUACAUAAAUCAGCCAAAAGAUCAUAUUAAAAUGCAUAGCCUUUAACAGAAGAAGCAAGACUUUUACUUGUAACUAUUCAGAAGCUCUUUCUUCCUUACAUAGUUAGUUUAGAUUUUUCAAACAGCUUUAUAGGAAAUAAUAUUUCAAAUUAAUUGUUGGCAAAACCACUGCAUUCAUAAAGAGACAAGGUUCCUGGAAAUUUAACCCCAAUUUUACUAAUGUACCCUACUAUCAUUUAGUACUUAAUUUUACUUUUUGUUGAAAUAAUCUUAUAAAUACUACGGUACCGUAUUAUCACUUAGCACUUAAUUUUGGUUUUUGUUGAAAUAAUCUCAUGGGACAAUUAUAUAUAUUAUAUAAUUAUAAAAGCUCACAUUCCUAAAUGUUGUAAUUUUUAAAGAUACCAUAGUCUUGUAGUCCAUUCUUGGCUCUUUCAUUUUAUUUUGCUUUAUUGCGGGAAUAUCAUCAAAUAUAUUUUAAAAACUUUAUAAUAUUAAACUAUCUCUGAGCUUUUAUUUUUCUCUGCAAUUCAACGAAUACCUAUGAGCACCUACUCUAUUUAAAGACUGUUAGGCCUGAUGAAAUUCACUAUAAAUAAAGGCAAAUUACAGAGUAAUUCUAAUUCUAACUCUAAAUUGAAAUUAUUACAGGGUAUUACUAUUCCUGACAUCAUGAUUACAGUGACAGAUAUCACAAGUUUGGCUAAUCUGCACUGAAGUUAUGGCCAUAAUGCUGAUUCAAGGUGAAGAGUGAUAUGUUGGCUAUGAUCCUGUUUUCCUAAGAAAGAGAGGUGGAGGCAGAGAGCUUAUACAUUUAUUUAUAUUUGAAUGAGGAUAGUAAAAGGUGAGCGUAUAGUAACCAGACUGAUGAUAUUGGUUUCUUUAGGAGAAGGGGGUAUGAAGAGGGGAGACACAGAGAAGCUUAAUUCUUUAUCUAACUGUAGUUUAUAACUUCUUACAAUGAGCAUAUGUUUAUAAAUUUAAAAAUAUUUGAUUAAGAAAAUUAACUGAGGUGGGGGACAAGGUGUGGUGAGUUCCAGUGCUAAAUAAAUAUUUAAAUGUUAUUCUACAACAUUUUAGUAGUCUAAAUUGAAAGAAACACCCUAGGGCCCUUUAAAAUUUUCCAUAGAAUUCCAGUGAAACCAGUACCCACAAUGUGAGUUGAAAUCUAAUUGAUCCUAUAGUAAAUUCUAAGCAGAGAAUCCUGGGGGAAAGUCUAUAUAUAAUGAUGACGAAAAGUAUUUGAAUGGCAGGCCUCUUGAGUAUGUUGUGCAUGGGAAUUUGCUCUCCUUGCUCAUAGCAACACGUAUAAAUUCCAGGAUCCCCUCCAUGGAGGUAUGCUGCCACUGUCUCUAUGCCACCUCAAAAAUAUUUAUUUACAGAAAGGACAAAGGAGGGAGAAAGAUAAAGGAUGACUUUUAUUCACCAACAUUUGGUUCAGCACAACUUUCCUACCCCACCCCACCCUCUCUCCAUCUUUUCUCUCAGGCUAGAGAGCAGAAAACUGAUUUGGUAAGAGAAAACAAGGCAUUUAGCGGGUUUUGAAACCUAAUUCUAUAAACCUUAAUGAUAUAACUUGGGAUUCAGCUGGAUUUUGCCCGUAGGUACCACUAGGUCACUGCUACUGCAAAUGGUCAUUGGAGCAGAGCAGUAAAUUAAGCACCAGCUUCACCCAAAUUUAGAGAGCUACUUGACUCGUUUCUGUCCCUAAUGCAUGAAUUUUAGCAACAAUGUACCACUGUGUCAAGAAGUCAAGAAUCAAACUAGAUAGUGGAAGAGUGUUUUUGAACCCAAAAUCUGUGGUAGACUUAUCAGUUUGGGGGAAGAUAAUAAAAAUAACCAAUCAAUUUAUUUCUUUCUCUGCUUUCAAGCUCUAAUUGACUAUCUUUUUCUCUUUAAUAUGUCCUUAGUUGUUAUGCUCUCCCAUGCAGCUUUUUGUUGUUGUUGCUUAAAAAAAAUAAAGUUUCUGAUUGGU